GAUGGAUAGGAGAUUGAAUGCUUAUUUGAAAGAGAUGGCAUAUGUAAGAAAAAAAGAGAGACAAAUGCAGCUUCUUAAUGCUACUGCGAAAUUUGCUGCGUGUCGAGGAACUGAUGAAAAGAUCAUAGAUGAUGCGAAAGCGUUUGUCAGCAUUCAAUGCUCUGAAUUAAGUGAAGAAUCAAAAACAGAUGAAGCGUCAUGUGACCAUCAUGGUUGUUCUACAGAAAAAAUGUAUACUUUUGUUACCUUUGAUAAGACAAGUCGACUCACUCCAGAAAUUUGUUGCAAAUCUCCUAUGAGAAAGCACGGAGAUGAAUUUAAAAAUUUCAUAGAUUCUGACUCGAGUAGUGUAGUCAUAGAUUUUAAUAGCAAAAAUUCAGACACGGAAGUAGAAGGUUCUGAUCAUUCUCACUCUUAG
Molecule: messenger RNA, 418 nt
Organism: Dimorphilus gyrociliatus
Lineage: Eukaryota; Metazoa; Annelida; Polychaeta; Dinophilidae
Source: the annotation of a GenBank genome assembly